AUGACUCCGUCAAAAGAAAGAGAACGACCCGUGACAAAUGCGACCUCCGCCAGGUACAUCAUUUACGAAUGCAACAAAAACGGACUUUGUGGUGGGUGGGGCGAUCGACUUGCAGGAAUUGUGUCUAGCUAUUUAAUAUCUCUCAUUACCAACAGAACAUUUGGAAUCAGCAUAACAGCGCCGGCCUGUAACCUGACUGAUUAUUUUGAACCACACCUAAUCGACUGGAACAUCGAUUUAGAUCGUCUGAAGAACCUGCCAUCUAAACGAAUAAGCCACAUGGACAACCGUCUAUUUCAACGUACAGCUGAUAAGAUGAACUUUUCCGCUCUGAUGAAGGAAACUGUGAUAUACUACAGAGAGAAUUAUGAAUUUUUUAGUGGACUUCAGGAAAGCGCAUUUCAUGCCUCUAAUUUCUUGUGGAUGAAAAAAUGGACGAGAGACAGGGUUUUCGCACAUGUUAUGCGAAUUUUGUUCAGACUAAAAAGUAGCUUAAAAAAAGUGUUGAUCGAUUUUAUUAACAAGGUGAAACCAAACAAAAAGUGGAAAUUAAUGUGUGCUCAUAUUCGUUUGGGUCGAAACCCAACAAUUCCUAAUGAUUCUGAACAACGCAACAAUAACGAGACAAUUAAUGUAAUCUGGGACUUUAUAACAAAGAAUUUCACGUGUGAUUUAUGUAAAAUAUUUAUUGCAACAGACUCAGAACUCGUACGACAGAAAGCCAAAAGUUUAUUCCCUGAUAAAAUAGUUGACAUUCCUGGAGACAUAGUUCAUAUUGAGAGAGGGCAAAUGAAAAACAGAUGCGACGCAUUCACUAAAGUUAUCUUAGAUCAACAAGUGUUAUCCAAAUGUGAUUCUCUACUUCUUACCAAAAGCGGCCUCGGAAAAAUAGCUGCAUAUUUAAGGGGAACUGAAGAAAACCUUUUCUGUUCUGCCAACAAACAAAUUGUGAAGUGCCUGCCUAAUAACAUUACGACUGUGUUUGGUAUGCGUGGCUGAUGCCAUCAUAUGACUUCUGGCUGUGUUAAACAUUCGCUGUUGACAUCUCAGACUUGAUAUUUGAGUCACAAUUUUAGGGUGUUUUUUAUUAUUUAUUUAUUUAUUGUUUUUAGUACAUUGCUGGUCAGCAUCAUACCGUGGCUUGGCAUUGGUGGCAUUAAUGGAGGAUAAUAAAUGAGUUACCAGUUAUUAUCAAAUUUAUUUCCCGAGUCAAAUAAUGUUCAACUAUCACGAAGGACAUAAAUUUGAUAAUGACCGAUACUGAGUUUGUUAUUCUGUUUAUUACCCCCUGGCAGGUCUAUCUGUAUAUUUCCAGGUAUAUGUACAUUGUGGGUUUGGACUUGUGGCAAGUCUAUCAUUAUUUUGUUAGUGUGUAUUAUGUACAUUUCCCCAAAGUAAAGGAGUACUGAGCAGGAAGGUUGGGUUGCACGGGCAUAUCGCUUGAGGCAAUCUGGCUGCAUUGCAGAUAGUGGUUAGCCAAUGGGAAAAUAGGUUGGGUUAGUUCCAAGGUGUAAAAGUAGUUACAGUAUUAGAGUAGAGCGUGCACUACAUAGGUCGGUGAAAGAAACGUACCGGAGCAGGUUAUCUGGGUUAGAAGUAACCGUGAGUAAACAUUAGUAUUUUGUGUGUAUACGCCGUUGAUGUAACUUGAAAUAUAAGUUGUGUGUUUAUUUGUCCAGUUUCAAUAUUGUGUAUAACCAAGAUUACCAGAGAUUGUUAUAAAAUGUGUAUAGAAUUACUAUUACAGUGACCGUCUGAUGCCCGAGUGGAGGGGUGCAUAGCGCUGUGGGUUGACAUCGGCCCGUAUGAUGGUAGACGGUUGGCGACACAACGUAAACAUCGUCGUGGUGGAUGACAACGUAAACGUCGUCGCAGUGGAUGACAACGUAAACGUAGUCGCAGUGGAUGACAACGUAAACGUCGUCGCAGUGGAUGACAACUUCGCGGUGUAGGAUGCGAAACCGAACGUGUUUUGAACUGUUUAAGAACUAAAAGGGACUAACUGACGUAGUGAUAUAUGUUGGAUUUUCUUUGAGGUUGUGUAGUUUGUUUGUGAUUAGCGUUAAAGUAUAGGGGUUAAAGUAUAGGGGUAUUUUGGGAUUUGAAUGUAAGCGAAUGAAUGGAAGAGAUGUAUGCUUGUGUGUUAUAGGGCAAGUGGCGAUUUUCUUUAGUGUAAUAAAUUGUAUUUUUUGAAA
Messenger RNA from Gigantopelta aegis, 2195 nucleotides. RefSeq lists its product as uncharacterized. The transcript has a single exon. The coding region runs from base 1 to 999 and encodes 332 amino acids. The record is from RefSeq and is a predicted model, not a curated record. NCBI's taxonomy places the organism in Eukaryota, Metazoa, Mollusca, Gastropoda, Neomphalida, Peltospiridae.